Molecule: messenger RNA, 1632 nt
Organism: Sungouiella intermedia
Lineage: Eukaryota; Fungi; Ascomycota; Pichiomycetes; Serinales; Metschnikowiaceae
Source: the annotation of a GenBank genome assembly
AUGAGUCAAUCACCAAACCCCAAUCAGCAGAAUAUGAUCCUGAUGAUGCAGCCAGCGCAGGUAACGCAGCUUGUGGAAGCAUUAAAGGAGGAAUUAGCUCAGGGGAAGGCUGCAGGCGCUGACACAGCCAAAGCACGUCAACAUUUACAGAAAGCUAAUCAAAUCAAGCAAGUCUUGCUAAAAUACCAGCAGCAACAGAGGGCUCAACAGGCACGUGCAAAUGGACAAGCUGGUGCCACUUCUGGAAAUCAGGCACCUCAGGGCCAGCAGAUGACUGGCAUGGCCGCUGGUAAUCAAAUGGGAACAGGUGCUCCAGCUGCUACAGGCGCGCAAGCAUCGUCAAUGGGACAGCAGCAAUACACAAACACGAUUCCACCCGGAUCGGGGCGCCAGGGCAGCCCUUCGAGCAUGGUGAACACAGGAAUGGGCGAUGUUGCCCAGGGACGUCCAACAACAGGUGCAACAUCCGCUACGGGAUCUACGGGAGCCACGGGAGCCGCGGGAGCGUCAGGUGUCACCAAGGAGAAAUAUGACCAAGUUCGUAUUCGUAUUCAGGAUUUGGAGCGUAAAAUUCGGGCCUUGGAGACCAGUAAGCGGCCCGAUAUGAAAGAGGAAGAAACUAAACAGAUUAAUGACCAGUUGAACGAGUUCCGCCUCAAAUAUAGCCAGUACUCGAAGUUUGCGCUCUACAUGCGCAAUCAGUUGAUGGAGCAGUCCCGUGCAGCCUCGCUGACUGCAGCAAGCCCUGCACCCCGUGCUGGUUCUCCUGGUGCCAACAUGGGUGGUGGAGCUGCCGUGAGCUCUGCCCCUCAUAACAUCAACGUGCAAGCACCACGGGCAGCAGCCGCUACCACUGCUGGAUCGGCCCCAACUCCAGCAACCACCAAUCCAGCCGUAGUGGUUGCCAACGCCAAUGCAACAAGCAGUGGUGCACAAGACACCAGCAGACCAGCGUCAGCUCAAGCUUUGGGUCCACAAACAGGCGCAGGAACCCCCAACAAGGGUCUGAGUGCGUCCCCACAGCCUAAGGAUGGUGCAGGCGUGCCAGGCGUCAAUUUGCUGGGUAUUACAAAGCCCAGUGUCCCUUCGCUACCCAUUCUGAGCACAAUCAACGUGAAUCCUCCAACUCCAAUCACCUUGAAACCUGGAUCUAACAACAUGCGUCCAACCUUGGCUGGAGGAAGCGCCUCCGGUCUUGGACCCAUGAUGGGAUCUCCGGCAAUUGUGCGCAUGCCCACAUUUGACAUGGCAUCCACCGGUCCUAUCCCUGACAAUAGCGGACGGGUGCUCACAAAAAGAAAAUUGACAGAAUUGGUCAACACUAUCGGCGCUGAUGAGGGUGAUGGCAAAACGACUAUUGAUGGUGAUGUGGAAGAGUUGCUAUUGGAUCUCGCAGACGAGUUUGUACUGUCAGUUACAACUUUUGCAUGUCGUUUGGCCAAACACCGUAAGACAGAGUCAGUUGAUGUCCGCGAUGUUCAGUUACACCUCGAGCGUAACUGGAACAUUCGUAUUCCAGGCCACGCCAUGGAUGAGAUUCGUGGAAUGAGAAAAUGGCAGCCCAGCUCUUCCUACAACCAAAAGGUGUCUGGAGUGGAAAUUGCUAAGGCUGUCAACGGGAACAUCAACUAG